Messenger RNA from Suillus paluster, 1049 nucleotides. RefSeq lists its product as uncharacterized. The coding region runs from base 120 to 719 and encodes 199 amino acids. NCBI's taxonomy places the organism in Eukaryota, Fungi, Basidiomycota, Agaricomycetes, Boletales, Suillaceae. The record is from RefSeq and is a predicted model, not a curated record. The transcript has 2 exons.
AAACAUUCUAGACCACGACCCAUGCCGUCAUAUAUAAUCAGAGACAACCCUCGUACACAACUUUCCACACUCUCCAGAUUACCAUCUCCAUCUAGACCAAUUCACUCUAGAUUUCUACGAUGUCCUCAUUCUGCGAUGCAGGAUACCCUGUGAACGAUCUUCUUGUCGCUUCAUCAUAUCCAGUGACGACCCCUGUUUAUUCCCCUCCCUAUGAUGUGCGCGGAAGACAGCAAAAUUUCGUCGAAAGUGCGCAGCAGAGGAAGGAACGGAUCGAAUUUUUGAAAAAGAGAGAAUGGGCACGUCGUGUUGCCGAGUGGAUUCGAGAGACCAGUGCACGGCAGGAUGUGAUGACGUUUGGGUGUUCUGGUAGUCUUGCGGCAUCGUCAAAGAUGCCAGAGAAUGGCGAUGUCGCACGUUUGACUGCUUCGGCGUCAUCUCUCUCCCUAUUUUCGAGCGAGGAAGAAGAAGAACCCUAUGUCAUUUAUAGUUCAUCUCCGUCUUCUUCCAUGUCGUCCUUAUCCGACGACUUGCCUACAUCCUCGGCCGCCUCCACUAGUACUUCGCACCCUUCAAUCAGCAUUCAUCCACUGUCAAGCUCCAUGCCCCCUGUCGUUCCCUCCAAGCGCACCCACCACCGUCGUAGAAGUAGUGCUAGUCUCGUGACUCCACGUCGCCGACUUUCCUUGUCCAGUAUUUGCGAGGUUCCGGAGGAAGAUUGAUUCGCAUCCGAAUGGUUGGAAUUGUCGGAAGGAAGUUCAAGGGAUCAAACCGGUUUUGGUCAAAUCAGUGCCACGUAUCCGCAUUCUCAAGGUUUUCGUUUACGAGUAUUCUCCCUAACUUUUCACCUUGUCGCUUUUCAGUGACGCGUUCAUGACCACUUUUGCGGACAUGCUGACCGCUCUCUAUACCUGUACACGCAUACCCCCGUUUCUCCAUCGCCUUGCAUCGCUGUUCAGUGUCUUUGUACAUUACGUGUAAUUGUGCUACAUUAGUGUUUCAGUAGUAUUUCUCCAGCUCGCCGACGUAUAAAUAUCAUCUUUCGGAUCUCU